AACAUUUAUUCACGGUCGCGUCCGCUGAUUACACAGUCCGCCAAACAAUCGCAUUGUGAUAUCGUUUGCGUUCUCAAAUACUCAUAUUCCCACUUCGGACCAGAACUAUGUGCCAAACAAUGCGUUGCAUCCUGAUUGUCUGCGUGGCCCUCGCUCUACUUGCCGCCGGCUGCCGUGUGGAGGCUUCGAACUCCAGACCGCCGCGAAAGAACGAUGUCAACACUAUGGCUGAUGCCUACAAGUUCCUGCAGGAUCUGGACACCUUCUACGGGGACAGAGCUCGAGUUCGGUUCGGAAAGCGCGGGGCGCUGAUGGAAAUCCUGAGGAACCGCGAACUGGACAACCUAAAUCUGGGAAAAAAUGCUAACAACGGAGGAGAAUUGGUCCGCGCUUUGGAUGAGGAGGAGGUGUACUAAACCCACUCGAGGCAACCAUGGCAACGUCACUAACUCAUGAUUAAAGUUAUUAGCAUACGCAUUUUUGUUUAGAUUGUUUUUCGGGGCAAUAGUUUAACGUGUUGGGAGAGGAAUAGUAGUUGCAGCUACGGUAUUAAGUAUUUACUCUAGUCUUGAUGUCGAUUAAAUAAAUGACUUACCAAAAUAAUCGUCUUCGUGAUGUUCAAAUUUAAAUAAACAGUGCAAUGAUCAAA
This is a messenger RNA of Drosophila rhopaloa, 649 nucleotides long. Its product is annotated as neuropeptide F. Bases 108 to 416 code for a protein of 102 amino acids. The transcript has 3 exons. NCBI's taxonomy places the organism in Eukaryota, Metazoa, Arthropoda, Insecta, Diptera, Drosophilidae. The record is from RefSeq and is a predicted model, not a curated record.